This is a messenger RNA of Octodon degus (degu), 6919 nucleotides long. RefSeq names its product MORC family CW-type zinc finger 2 (gene Morc2). The record is from RefSeq and is a predicted model, not a curated record. The transcript has 26 exons. Lineage: Eukaryota; Metazoa; Chordata; Mammalia; Rodentia; Octodontidae. Gene Ontology annotation, molecular function: zinc ion binding. Bases 1250 to 4339 code for a protein of 1029 amino acids. Gene Ontology annotation, cellular component: nucleus.
ACGUGGGUACAAACCGCCGGCCAGUCCGAAGGCGGAGUUUCAGGGCGGGGGCGGGAGAACCUAUGGCUUUGUGAUUGGCUGAACGAACCUUGGAGGCCUCGGGGGCUUGGGGCGUCGGGUAGUGCGCGAGGUAGCCGGGGCGGUGUGCGCCAGCGGAGACAAAGCGGCGGCACAGAAUUCUUAAACGCCGAAUUUCGUGUCGCAGAGUCUUGUCGUCUUAGUCAGCGCGGCGCGCGGGUGGUGACGGCGGCGGCGGCGGAGGCAGCAGCGGCGGCAGCGGGAGCGGCAGCGGCAGCGGCAACGGCAGCGGCAGCACAUGGUUCCAAGAGCGCGCUGCGGUUGUUGAGUUCCAAUCCCGCGGGGAGGGACAAAGGCAGCUGGGAGCUCCUGGCAACGCCCGAGUGGGUGGUUUAUUUGUCUCUGCCCUCGAUUUGGGGCUGUGAAACCAGCGACGAACUCCUCAGCCCGGGGAGAGGCCACGGGACCAAGGCCUGGGAAGGGCCUACGGUUGAGGUGGCUGAGUGAAGUGGGGGAGGGGCGCGGCUUGGCUGAGGUGAUUUUGGCAAGUCAAUUGUGAGGCUUAGUGGUGGACCAUUGUGUGAUAAUUUGAGUCAAUCCUCUUUGGAAAUUGGGGCGGGGCUGCAAUCCUGGUGUUUUCAGGUUUUUUUUUGGAGGGAAAAAGUCAGCACCUCUUCCGGUUGGUAAGUGGUAAAAGGAAUUGGCGCCAUAUACUUUGCCACAGUCUACGUCUAGGGCCCAUUUGAAGAUCUUAGCAUCAUUGGUGGCGAAGACGUGAGUGCGUAUUCAGUUUCGUGACAGUGUGUUUCCGGAUUGGUAAAAUUCUCGGUACGAAAUUUAAGGCACCAAAAAGGGCUCGAAGAACCAACGUUAGGAUGAAGUAAUAAUCGUCAUUGAAAUCAGUAUCCCCUGUCUGCCCCAGGAUCAUCCACUUUCUACUUAUAGUCUGAAUUGAACUAUCGAAACUUGACACUAAAAGUUCUUCGGCAAGUUUAUGACAAAGUUCUUUCCAGGCAAGUGCUUAUUCUACUGAGCUAUCUCCCCGGCCUACAAAGUUUUUUCCAAAAUAUAUCAUAGAAGAUUUAAAAAUACUUAACGAAGAAAUCCGUUCCAGUUUUGUAUUGGCUAACGUGCUUUAACAAUCCAUAAGGAACAGAGAGACAACCUUUGGUGAAAGAAGUCUUGAAAAGUCAGUCCUACUAGGUGAAAGAUUGGAGCUCUUGUUGCAGUCAUGGCCUUCACAUAUUACAGUAGUCUGAAUCGAGCCCAGCUAACCUUUGAAUAUCUGCACACAAAUUCAACUACUCAUGAAUUUUUAUUUGGAGCUCUUGCUGAACUGGUUGAUAAUGCAAGAGAUGCCGAUGCCACCAGAAUAGAUAUUUAUGCAGAAAGACGAGAGGACCUACGAGGAGGGUUUAUGCUCUGCUUUUUGGAUGAUGGAGCAGGAAUGGAUCCCAGUGAUGCUGCCAGUGUGAUCCAGUUUGGGAAGUCAGCCAAACGAACGCCUGAGUCCACCCAGAUUGGACAGUAUGGGAAUGGGUUAAAAUCGGGCUCAAUGCGUAUUGGGAAGGAUUUUAUCCUGUUCACUAAGAAGGAAGAUACCAUGACCUGCCUCUUCCUGUCUCGCACCUUUCAUGAGGAAGAAGGCAUUGAUGAAGUGAUAGUCCCAUUGCCCACCUGGAAUGCCCGGACCCGGGAACCCAUCACAGACAAUGUGGAGAAGUUUGCCAUUGAGACAGAACUCAUUUACAAGUAUUCUCCAUUCCACACUGAGGAGGAAGUGAUGGGCCAGUUCAUGAAGAUUCCUGGGGAUAGCGGAACGUUGGUGAUCAUCUUUAAUCUCAAGCUCAUGGAUAAUGGAGAGCCUGAACUAGACAUAAUCUCAAAUCCAAGAGAUAUCCAGAUGGCAGAGACAUCCCCAGAGGGCACGAAGCCUGAACGGCGCUCCUUCCGAGCCUAUGCUGCUGUGCUGUACAUUGAUCCCCGGAUGAGGAUCUUUAUCCAUGGGCACAAGGUGCAAACCAAGAGGCUCUCCUGCUGCUUGUACAAGCCCAGGAUGUACAAGUACACAUCUAGCCGUUUCAAGACCCGUGCGGAGCAGGAAGUGAAGAAAGCAGAGCAUGUGGCACGGAUUGCUGAAGACAAGGCCCGGGAGGCAGAGAGCAAAGCUCGGACAUUAGAAGUACGCUUAGGUGGAGAUCUCACGAGGGACUCCAGGGUGAUGCUGAGACAGGUCCAGAAUACUGCCAUCACGCUGCGCAGAGAAGCUGAUGUCAAGAAAAGGAUCAAAGAAGCCAAGCAGCGAGCACUCAAAGAACCUAAGGAACUGAAUUUUGUUUUUGGGGUCAAUAUUGAACACCGGGACCUAGAUGGGAUGUUUAUCUACAACUGUAGCCGCUUGAUCAAGAUGUAUGAGAAAGUGGGCCCACAGCUGGAAGGGGGCAUGGCAUGUGGUGGGGUUGUUGGGGUUGUUGAUGUGCCCUAUCUGGUCCUGGAGCCUACACACAACAAGCAGGACUUCGCUGAUGCCAAGGAGUACCGGCACCUACUGAGGGCAAUGGGGGAGCACCUGGCACAGUACUGGAAGGACAUUGCCAUUGCUCAACGUGGAAUCAUCAAGUUUUGGGAUGAGUUUGGCUACCUCUCUGCCAACUGGAACCAGCCCCCAUCCAGUGAGCUGCGUUAUAAACGCAGGAGAGCUAUGGAAAUCCCUACCACCAUCCAAUGUGAUUUAUGUCUGAAGUGGAGGACCCUCCCCUUCCAGUUGAAUUCAGUGGAAAAAGAUUAUCCUGACACCUGGGUUUGUUCCAUGAACCCUGAUCCUGAGCAAGACCGAUGUGAGGCUUCUGAGCAAAAGCAGAAGGUCCCCCUGGGGACAUUCAAAAAGGACCCAAAGACACAGGAAGAAAAGCAGAAGCAGCUAUCAGAGAAAAUUCGUCAGCAGCAGGAGAAGCUGGAGGCCCUUCAGAAAACCACCCCCAUCCGCUCUCAAGCUGACCUGAAGAAAUUGCCCUUGGAAGUGACAGCCAGACCUUCCACUGAGGAACCUGCUCGGAGACCUCAGCGUCCUCGGUCACCACCUUUACCUGCUGUGAUCAAGAAUGCCCCAAGCAGACCACCUUCUCUGCAAGCUCCCAGAUCAGUCAGCCAACCCCGAAAGGCUCCCAUCAUCAGCAGUCCCCCAAAGCCUCCUGCUCUGGCAACCCGGGUAGAGGCCAGUACCUCCAGGGUGCUACAGCUACCUGAGGUACCUCGAAAGCCUGUGAAUACUCUAGUUAAGACUGCACCCAGGACCACGUCUCUGGUGCAGCCACCAUCAUCAUCUCUACUGCCGAAUUCCAAGAGCUCUCGGGAGGUCCCUGCAUCCAAAGCUGUCAAGACUCCAGUGGUCAAGAAGCCAGAGCCACCUGUUAAACCCUCCCUGGCUGCCACUGCUCGAAAGCGGAGUCUUGGGGUCUCUGAUGAGGAAGAAACUGAGGAAGAGGCUGAGAGGAAGAAGGAGAAGUAUAAGCGGGGAAAAUUUUCUGUGAAGGAGGAGAAGAAGGAAUCCAUUGAGCUCUCAGACAGUGCUGGGGAAGAAGAGCCAACUGACCUCAAAAAGGCUCAGAAAGAUAAAGGGCUUCAUGUGGAAGUACGUGUGAAUAGGGAGUGGUACACAGGCCGUGUCACAGCUGUGGAGGUGGGCAAGAAUGUGGUACGGUGGAAGGUGAAGUUUGACUAUGUGCCCACAGAUACAACUCCAAGAGACCGCUGGGUGGAGAAAGGCAGUGAAGAUGUACGGCUGAUGAAACCACCUUCUCCAGAGUAUCAGCCCCCUGACACGCAGCAAGAGGGUGGGGAGGAAGAAGAGGCUAUAGUGGUUCAGGAAGCUAUAGCCAUGGCAGAGCCCUCUACCUCUGACUGUAUCCGCAUCGAACCUGACACUACUGCUCCAAAUACCAACCAUGAAACGAUUGAUCUUCUGGUCCAGAUUCUCCGGAAUUGCUUACGGUAUUUUCUGCCUCCAAGUUUCCCCAUCUCAAAGAAGGAGCUGAGUGUUAUGAAUUCAGAUGAGCUAAUAUCUUUUCCUCUGAAAGAGUACUUCAAGCAAUAUGAAGUGGGGCUUCAAAAUUUGUGCCAUUCCUACCAGAGUCGUGCUGACUCACGGGCCAAGGCAUCUGAGGAAAGUCUACGCACCUCUGAGAGGAAACUCCGUGAGACAGAGGAGAAACUUCAGAAGCUGAGGACGAACAUCGUAGCACUCCUGCAAAAGGACAUAGACAUCAACACAGAUGAUGAGCUGGAUGCCUACAUCGAGGACCUCAUCACCAAGGGGGACUGAGGGGCCGAGAGCCAGAAUCACCUCCCCUGCCUCUCAACCCAGCAGCUUCAGGGAGGGAGAUUUCAUUUAUGGGUUGAUGGACUUAACUUUUGAUUUGAUUCAUGUGAGACAUUUAUGCUUUUGGAAGGACAGAUAUCUUGAUUCUUUGAAUUUUUCACCCUAAAUUUAUAAAUAUUUAUUUUUUGAAAGAAACAGGCUGUGCUUGCUGUGAGACCAUGUUUUUUUUUUUUUAAUGACUUUCGGGUAAAGGACAGAAAUGUUAUGCUUUGGCCAUAUGAGGUUGCCACUUCAACUUCUGGGUACUCAAAAUGAUGGUGAGACCAGCAUCACCCUAAAUUUGGAGAUUCCAGGGAUAUUAAUGGUUUCUCUUAUAGAGGAUAAACAGUGAAGAGGUUGAGGGAUGGGGGUGGGAGAGAGCCUUCCAGAGUGGUAUGGCCAGUAGGGAUUCAGAUCCGGGGGACCAGGUAGGAUUGGUCAGCAGGUUUAUCAUCGUAGAUACUUUCCUUCUUGUAGCUCUGCUGUAUCACAUCAGGACCGUGAAGGUCUGUAGUUAGCCCCAACUAGUUUUGUAGAGUCAUUCUGGCUGUGGCAUCACUUAGAUGGUGUGGGGAAGAAAGAUCUUGCUAGCUAGUUUUUCCAUUCCCCUGAAAUUCUCUCUGAAGGACUAAUUUUCUCAGUUAACUACCUGCCUCAGUUUGAGUCCAGGUUGAGUAGACAGCUCCCACUUGGUAGAUUCCUGACCUGGGUAGCUCUUUGAGUGUUUAAUUCCAAAGGAUUCCUCAGGGAAAGAGCAGGUGUAUGAAAGAGCUCUGGUGCUGAGCUGGCACAAUUUCCCAUCUGCAGCUACCUCAGAUGGUACAGGUCCCUGGAGAACCUGCUACUAUUUUUCUACUUCCCUUUGCCUAGCUCCACCUAGAUGUGGCACAGCCCCUAGUCUUCAGCAGUUAGACCUGUACAUUUUUAGGGUCUCCUCUGUGCAGGAAGCUUAUCUCACUUUCCCUCCCUAUCCAGACACAGCCUCAAAAGCCACGUCCUUCAGUAACUACUCAAGGUCAGGCAGGAGUUACUGAGGUUUUGGUAAUGACCAUUGGAAUAAUUCUGGUUCCAUUUCCUGCAGGGUUUUUUCCCCAUUCUUAUUUGUAUCCUCUGAAGGCAUAAGAACUGUGGCCUUGUACCACUGAUUCAAAUUUUCUUGGGUGUGUUUUCACCGUUAAUCUAAUCCAGGCUAGCAUUGGCUACAUUGCUGCCUAGUGAUGUCUGCAUAAGACUAAGAAGUGCUGAAGGACUGGGGACACACUGGAAUCCAGUCUUUUUCCAUUUGUACAUGUGGCUAGAAGCACCUAUGACUGGUAGAUUCUGGGCUUUCCCAAACCAUAUCUGCAGGAGAGGAUAAUGGGAAAUAAUACUCAGAAGUAGUCUUUUCUUCUCUGGAACAUUCUCCAAGAAACUUGGAAUUUCCUAAGCUGUUGAUCCUCCUUUAUCCUCUCCUCUGUUUGUCCUUGGUAAUGAAUGCAUUGUUCAUUUUUUUGUCCCCAAACCUGUUCUAACCUAAAAGAAAGAUAGUUCUGUACUUGAGUCACACUCAAGUUGUUUACUUACCUAUGUGAUCAAAAUGCAGUACAGUAAGUCCCCAACUUAAUGAAUGAAUAUUAAGUUGCAAACUUUCAUAGAUACAAACAGACCUCACAUUACAAACAUAUGUACAAGUAAAUGGAAGUAGCACAUGUGUUUGCCAGUUAGUGUCACACUUGUGCUGCCUACUGUAUAGUGUGAUAGUGUAUAGGAGUAUAUAGUGCUCAGUCAGAGCCCAGGAUGUCUGGAAGCAAGAGGAAAAGUGACAUGGAGGGGACGCUAGGAAGCACAAAGCAAUAACCAUGGAAACAAAAGUGAAAAUAUUUGAGAAAUUGGACUGAGGCAAAAAGAUGGUAGGUGUUACUUGUUCUUUUUUAUGUGUUUGUUUUUUUAUGCUUUAUGUUGUGUAUUUGUGUGAAAGGUGUAUAAAACUCCUUUUGUGGGACUUAGGAACGACUGACUUAAUGAAUGUUCUCCAGGAAUGGAGCUGGUUUUGUUAAGUUGGAAACUUACUGUGCUAUAAACUUCUCCUGGUGAGACUUCUGCACUCAGUCUGUGUUCUCGGUGAAACCCAGCACCUUGAUGCUCUUUUGUUUCUUUAUUUUUUUGUCCUAUGGCUUUAACCAGUCUUCAAUGCCUUCUUUACCUUCUUUAUUAUUUGAGCUUCCCCCUGUUUAACAUCCACAGAAAUAGACUAGAUUUCUUAAAUGUUACAGAUGUAACUUCUGGGUGUGCUUAAUCCAACCUCAGCUUUGCUGAAUAGCCUGUUUUCCAAUCAAAGACCUUGCUGUUCUGAGUGGGUUACAAAAUGUAAAUCUCUUCCUCUUCUUUUGGGAACAUCACAGGACAGUUGAUUGACAUGGACCUGUCUGGCUACAUGAGAGAAGAAAGAAAGCCUGGCUUAUCUGUGGCAGGAAGGUCCUUGGCACAAGGAUGUGUGAAAGUGAGGAUAGCCAGACAUCUCUCCUACUUAAGGAAUGAGGGCUUUGGUUGGCCGGUUUGGUUGUU